AUGUUGCGGCGUGCGUGCGAUGCCCCACACGUUGUUGUUGUUGUUGUGGUAGUGGUGGUGGUGGCGUGCUGCCCCGCUGUGUGUCUCGUGGCGCCACCCAAUGCGGGGGCGGUGGCGAAGAACGACGUUGUGCCACGCCUCGUGGCAUUCGGCGACAUGCAUGGUGACAUCUUCAGCUGCCGUCAGGUGCUGCAGGCGGCGAACAUCACGGACGGGGCGGACCGCUGGAUUGCUGGCGCCUCCACCGUCGUUCAGCUUGGUGACAUCGCCGACCGCGGCCGACACUACCACGAGAUCUAUGACCUCUUCGCGUCGCUGGAGCAGCAGGCCGCGGCCGCCGGCGGCGAGUUCACAUUUGUCGUUGGCAACCACGAGCUGCUGAAUCUUGUAGGUGACCACCGCUACGCCCACCCUGACGUGGUGGCGGUCUUUGGCGGGCAGGCGGCGUACGCGGCCGCCUUCUCCCCGUGGGGUGCGUACGGUUCUUACAUCUUGCAGCACCACGUCGUGGCGGUGCGCGAGGGCGUGGCGUUCGUACACGCGGGUGUGACGCCGGCCUACGCGGCGAUGGGUGUGCACGCCAUCAACGCAGAGUUCCAGCGUGGCUUCCACCGCGGUGCAGGGGAGGGAAACGGCGACGGUCACCCAUUCAACUCCAACGACAGUCCGCUGUGGACGCGCAACGUGCUGCGAGAGGCACAUGAGGGCAACUGUACGCUCGUGGAGGAGGCCCUGCACGUGUUGUCGCUGAGUGAGGUCGCGGCGGGACGAGCGUCGGUGCGCGUCAUGGUCGGUGGCCACACGAUCCAGCCUGAUGGCAGCGUUACGAUCGUCUGCGACGGCCAGCUUGUUGCGGCCGACGUGGGCCUGAGCCGCUACCUGCAGCUGGCCGGUGGUCACGUGGCGUACGUGGAGUUCCUGCACGACGAAAGUGUGCCGGCGCGGCGCGUGCCUGUGCCGCAGUACCCCUUUGGCAAAGGUAAGCGGCCGACCACACCGCCGAUGCUCAGUGAGCCGGUGCGCCUCCCACGCCGCGCGCUGUGGCAGCAGCAGCCGCAAGAGUAUCAGGGGCCGGGGGGGCCCAACGGGAAUAAUAAUCGUAACACCGACAUUCGUCGUGCCACGCCAUCCGGCGUGGCAGAAAUGACCCCAGUGAGUGUAGCAGGAGAAACGCCAAACCCGCUUCUGGACUGCUUUAUCCUGUGCCUUAUGCUGGCGCUGUUGGUGUCACUUGUCUUUGUACGGGUCUGGCGGCCGUUCGCGAAGGGCCACCACUCAGGCAGGAAGGUGACAUGA
Molecule: messenger RNA, 1296 nt
Organism: Trypanosoma grayi
Lineage: Eukaryota; Euglenozoa; Kinetoplastea; Trypanosomatida; Trypanosomatidae
Product: putative serine/threonine protein phosphatase
Exons: 1
Coding region: 1-1296 (431 amino acids)
Molecular function (GO): hydrolase activity
Source: RefSeq, a predicted model, not a curated record